GCGGCAGGCGGAAUGCAGCGGCCCGAGGCCUGGCCACGUCCGCACCCGGGAGAGGGGGCCGGGGCCGUCCGAGCCGGGGGCCUGACGCCGCCCGCCCCGGCGGGGGAGCCCCCAGGGCCGCGGUUGCAGGAACCUUCCCUCUACACAAUCAAGGCUGUCUUCAUUCUAGAUAAUGACGGUCGCCGGCUGCUGGCCAAGUACUAUGAUGACACAUUCCCCUCCAUAAAAGAGCAGAUGGUCUUCGAGAAAAAUGUCUUCAGCAAAACCAACCGGACUGAUGCUGAGAUUGCAUUUUUUGGGGGCAUGACCAUUGUCUACAAGAGCAGCAUUGACCUCUUCCUGUACGUGGUGGGCUCAUCCCAGGAGAAUGAGCUGAUGCUCAUGUCUGUGCUCACCUGCCUGUUUGAGUCCCUGAACCACAUCUUAAGGAAGAACGUGGAGAAGCGCUGGCUGUUAGAGAACAUGGAUGGAGCCUUCUUGGUGCUGGACGAGAUAGUGGAUGGCGGUGUGAUUCUGGAGAGCGAUCCCCAACAAGUGAUCCAGAAAGUGAAUUUUAGGACUGACGACUGCGGCUUAACCGAACAGAGUGUAGCCCAGGGCCAGCAAAAACCCGAAUGUCCCAAGGGGCUGAGAAAGAUUAGCUCCCCUCCUGAUUUCCACACCUUCCUGGACCUCUUCCUGAGGUCUCCAGCCACCAGUCCUGACUUCUACAGCGGUUCCACGCCCAGCUGGACUCCGCCCCGCGCCAGUGUCUGGCCGAGGGGCGCCCCGCUGCGGGACCACAUCUGCGAUCCUGUAGCGCCACCUGGAGGGAAAACUGGGAGGCGCACUCCCUCCGGGUCCCCUUUCCCCGAGCUAAGUAACUCCGCCCACUGCUCCUGCUUGGUCCCCCGGCGGGCCUGCGACAUCAGCAUCCCGGCGUUGCUACGGCAACCAGGAUGCUCGCCAUCCGCCCGGAGAGUUUCGCGCCGGCCCUGGCAGACGAAUUUCCGCUCGCUGCUGCAGUAA
Messenger RNA from Suncus etruscus (white-toothed pygmy shrew), 1008 nucleotides. It is a transcript of the gene COPZ2, whose product is annotated as COPI coat complex subunit zeta 2. Gene Ontology annotation, biological process: intra-Golgi vesicle-mediated transport; retrograde vesicle-mediated transport, Golgi to endoplasmic reticulum; intracellular protein transport. Gene Ontology annotation, cellular component: COPI vesicle coat. The transcript is spliced from 10 exons. Lineage: Eukaryota; Metazoa; Chordata; Mammalia; Eulipotyphla; Soricidae. The coding region runs from base 13 to 1008 and encodes 331 amino acids. The record is from RefSeq and is a predicted model, not a curated record.